UGUAUGGUCCUGAAAAGAAACCAUGGUUUGAUAAGAUGGCUAAUUUCUUUGAAUCGCAACAGUUCUCAAGAAAUAUCACAAAAGUGCUCAACCUGUUGAUCGUUUCUUUUAUUAUUCUUUGGUAUGAUAUUAUUUGGUGGACAGCGUUAGGAAUAGUUAGUAUAAGAUAUCAUACCUUUGGUCUUAUUAUGAUGAUGUUUUUGACUGUCGUUCCAAUUUGUCUUCUCAGUUACUUUGCUGUUGUUGAUGAAAUUAAUAAUCGCCUUAGUCAAAUAUUGAGUCUACUUAGCUUUGCGUUUUUGCUUAUUUUUCAAAGUCUUUGGUUCAGUAUCUGUUUUCCUAUUUCGUCAUAUAUCACAAAAUCGAUAAUUGGAUUAACUCUACUUUCGGUUGGCAGGAUUAUAUAUUAUAUGACAUAUAAAGAUUCCGGGGAUCAUGGUUUCUUCAACGGUUUCAAAAAAGGUAUCUCAAAAAGGGGAGAAAAUCAUGAAACUAAUUUGAAGGUCGAGGAUCAGAAUGUUCAAAACGCUCAUGGUCGUGGUCGCUUCGACGGUUUCAAAAAGAGAAUCACGAAAAAGUUCGAAAAAAACCAUGAUGAGAAUGUUGAAAAUGUUGAUGAUAUUGAAGAUGGUCAGAGUGUUCCGGAUGGUCGAAAUGUUCAAAAUGAUCGGAAUGUUCACGGUUUCUUCAACGGUGUUAAAAAAGGUAUCUCAAAAAAGUUCGAAAAAAAAAAACGUGAAACUAUUGAUAAUGUUGAUGUUGAAGUUGUUCAGGAUGAUCAGAAUGUUCAGAAUCAGAAUCAGCACGUUCACGUUCAGGGACCUCAGAAUGUUCAGCAGUAUGGUCAAUUUGGUCAGAAUCAGUACGUUCACGUUCAGGAACCUCAGAAUAUUCCGUAUGGUCAAAAUGUUCAGAAUCAGGACGUCAAUGUUCAGGGACCUCAGAAUGUUCAGCAGUAUGGUCAAUAUAGUCAGAAUCAGUACGUUCACGUUCAGGACCCUCGGAAUAUUCCGUAUGUACGAGAUGAUUAUGAAACGAUUAAAAUUCUCUCAUUUAAUAAUGAAAUGGGAUAA
Diversispora eburnea is the source of this 1073-nucleotide messenger RNA. Lineage: Eukaryota; Fungi; Glomeromycota; Glomeromycetes; Diversisporales; Diversisporaceae. The record is from the annotation of a GenBank genome assembly.